Messenger RNA from Vicia villosa (hairy vetch), 810 nucleotides. Its product is annotated as protein FAR-RED ELONGATED HYPOCOTYL 3-like. The coding region runs from base 1 to 810 and encodes 269 amino acids. The record is from RefSeq and is a predicted model, not a curated record. Lineage: Eukaryota; Viridiplantae; Streptophyta; Magnoliopsida; Fabales; Fabaceae. The transcript has 3 exons.
AUGGACUCCACAUAUAAGACCAACAAAUAUAGACAACCUCUAUUUGAAAUUGUUGGCAUGACUUCGACCAAGUUGACAUUUGCGGUUGCAUUUGCUUAUAUGGAGUGUGAGCAGACAGAGAGUUAUUGUUGGGUCUUGGAUAAGCGGAAACAAUUGUUUAUGAAAAAAGAUGUGGGUCCACAAGUGAUUUUGACGGAUAGAGAUCUUGCUUUGAUGAAAGAAAUUGAAGUUAUGUUUCCUACGAUGCAUAACUUUCUAUGUCUUUUUCACAUUAACAAAAAUGUUGGGAUGAAAUGCAAGGAAUAUGUGUUGAAAGACAUGCAAGAGACGAUAGACACAUUGUGGAAAGAUGUUGUAUGUGCUAGUAGUGAGGUUGAGUAUGGUGUACGGUUGAAACAUAUUGAGCAAGCAUGCUUUGCUUGUAGUGACUUCAUCGAUUACGUGAAAAAUACUUGGUUGAUCCCAUAUAGGCAAAUAUUUGUAAGCGCAUGGAUUGACCGAGUUCUUCAUUUUGGUAACACCACGACUAAUCGGGUUGAGUCUGCACAUUGGAAGCUAAAGCAGAUGAUAGAGAACAGUCUUGGUGACAUGGGAAAAUGUGGUUGUACUAUGAGAACAAGUUAUGGGUUACUUUGUGCUUGUGAGAUGGGGAAAUUGAUUGUUGUUGGAAUCCCAUUACCAAUAGAAAGUGUUCAUCUUCAUUGGAGGAUACUAUCUAUGGAAGGUGAGUUGCCUUUAGAUGAGGAAGCCGGUUCAGAGGUGGAUAUAAGUAAUGCAAUUGAUGAAUUGUGGAAAAGUUUUAAAUCAUAA